Sphaeramia orbicularis (orbiculate cardinalfish) is the source of this 4307-nucleotide messenger RNA. It is a transcript of the gene rtkna, whose product is annotated as rhotekin a. The record is from RefSeq and is a predicted model, not a curated record. Lineage: Eukaryota; Metazoa; Chordata; Actinopteri; Kurtiformes; Apogonidae. Gene Ontology annotation, biological process: mitotic cytokinesis; septin ring organization; actomyosin contractile ring assembly. The coding region runs from base 820 to 2826 and encodes 668 amino acids. The transcript has 11 exons. Gene Ontology annotation, cellular component: actomyosin contractile ring.
CAGACUCAUGGGCUGCCAAAUCCGUCUUAUUUUAGUGUCUUCCAAAGAGCUUUAAAUCGUGAGCUGUCGUUUUUCUAAGAUACAGGACAGAUCCCGGGACGGUAACAGACUGGAAUAGUGGAUGUGACUCCAGGACUGACAUCCACAUCUUUGCGCAUAACGUCGCUUUUGUACUGAGUAACUGUUUCCAAAGUCUAGUGAAUGAACGGCUGAUUAAAGAUAGGCUGCUGCUCCUGCAAGUAACAUCGACCUUGGGACACCCCUCAAGGACCCCCCCCCCCCCCCCCCCCCCCAGGCCGUCGCUGGACACCGUUUCCACAGCUCUGUCCUUUUUGCGCGCAGCUCCACACAGAUUAAAUACGCGCACACGCACCCGCCUCCUCAGGAACGGCUCUCCGUUUGUGCAUCAUCGGUCACUCUUUAUCCUCCCUUGUGCUGCUGCUGUGUUUAAGUCCGGACUGGAGCUCCUGGAGCCACUCGGACGACGACGACGAAAACAGUGACGAUGGCGUUAAAGAAGACAACACAUACACACAUGACCGCGACAGUUCCCAAAUUUCCAAGUGCGGGCUGGUUGGUGUCCUGUCCUCUGCGCGGAUCAUAGGAAUACACAACUUCUGAGUCCAGCUACUUCUUUCUGGGUUUCUAGUGACAUUCCAUUUCGUCUAUAAAUGGACUUCUCUUUCUCUGGGAAAAUCUGAGUUAAUUUCUCCGGGUGUGUGUGGCACGUUGAGCGGACCUUGGUGUUGCGUAAAGCGCAUUUGCUGCAGGUUUUAUUGAGACUUGUGAAGCAGAGUGUUUUUUUUUUCUUCUGUGAAUAUGAUGAACAACUCAAAGAAUCAAAGGGACAGUGACAUUCAGAAGAAGAUUGAUCAUGAGAUCCGAAUGCGUGAUGGGGCCUGUAAGCUGCUUGCUGCCUGUUCCCAAAGGGAUCAGGCUUUGGAGGCAGCAAAGAGCCUCCAAACUUGCAGCACUCGUAUCAUGGCCUACAUGUCAGAACUGCAGAGGAUGAAAGAGGCUCAGGUCAUGCAGAAGGUUACACGGAGGUCGUCGGAUGCUGGGCCGAUGGAUGACCGACUCCCAUGUAAAGGAAAAGUGGCCAUCUCAGAUCUCCGUAUCCCUCUUAUGUGGAAAGACACAGAGUACUUCAAGAACAAAGGAGAGCUUCAUCGCUGUGCUGUGUUCUGCCUGCUGCAGCUGGGGGGAGAGAUAUUUGACACAGACAUGGUCAUAGUUGACCGGACGCUCACUGACAUCUGCUUUGACAACACCAUUGUAUUCAACAAUGCGAGCCCAGUGUUUGAGCUGCGUGUAGAGCUGUAUAGCUGCUGCUCAGAGGACGAUUAUUCAGCUGGGAGCACACCAAGAAAACUUGCCAGUAAGCUGAGCUCCUCACUGGGUCGAUCAGCAGGGAAGAAGCUCCGGGCUGCUAUGGAACCUGGAUCAUGUAGUCCCAUCAGCAACGGAGGGGCAACUCCUCUUCUGCUGCCAGUUCCAUCUGUACCCGGACCUAAGUACCACCUCUUAGCUCAUACCACGCUGUCACUGUCACACGUCCAGGACAGCUUUCGCACGCAUGACCUCACCAUCUCAGGCAACGAAGAGUGUUCAUACUGGCUGCCACUCUAUGGUAGUAUGUGUUGCCGCCUUGCAGCUCAGCCUCACUGUAUGACCCAACAGAUGAUGAGUGGAUGCUUGAAAGUUAAGCAACUAGGAGGUGACACUCAGAGUUGGACAAAAGUGUACGCUGUUCUAAAAGGAACAAGCCUCUUCUGUUAUCACCGGCAAGAAGAUGUGGAGGCUAACGUUGAACCAGCUUUCACUAUUGGCAUCAACAAGGAGACCAGAAUACGUGCAUCAGAGAAAGACCCUCAAAGUAAAGUUCAGAAUAUCUGUAUCAGUAAUCAGUAUGGAGGUGAGGAGGUCACGCACACACUGACAACUGACAGCCGAGAGGACACACACCGGUGGAUGGAAGCUUUCUGGCAGCAUUUCUAUGAUAUGAGUCAAUGGAAGCAGUGCUGUGACGACUUAAUGAAAAUUGAACUACCAUCACCACGGAAACCAGCCCCUGCCACACCAAAGCAGGGUUCUCUUUAUCAUGAAAUGGUUAUUGAGUCAUCUGAUGACCUCAGCAGCACGGUGUCAGACAUCUUGGCUCGGAGGAUGCAGGAACUGGAACUCCGCAGCCAGCUGGGCACCUCUCCCACCUGGAUGUCUAUGUUUGAGGAAAACAACCCCAAAAGCGCUGGCCGCCCUCGCCCCUGUACUUCCCGCCUGUCUGGCCACAGCCCUUCCACCCCUCAUCGACUGCCCAGGAGCCCUGUGAGCAUCCACCGUUGCCCACAGCUGGGUCUGCUGUCAUCUGAUGCAAGCCUUACCUCGGACAGCGACAGCCACUGCAGCACCAGCCCCUGCACUCACCACCAUGUGUGGCCCGACCCUUCUUCCAAUUUCUCCCUCCUGUCAUCGUCCCCCUCCCGCCUAAGGCCACGCACUUUGUCGUUGGAUGCUAAGCUCAGCACCCUUCGAGGGAGGGGUUACGGUGGAGGCGGGACCUUACAGUGCCCCUGCCAUACUCCUGCUUCUUCGCUGCUAACCCCACUCCCUAUGUCCUCUCGUUCACCUCUGUCACAGCACAGCACACAGACAACCCUCUCCUGCUCUAGCUCCACCUCUAGCAACAGCUCCAGCAACAGCGAAGGCAGCCACAGCCCCGAGUCAUCGGAGGGAGCCCCUUUUUCAAGGCCCUCCCCAGCUCGACGCAGCCUCAGGAACCUGCGGGCCAGACUUGAUCCUCGCAACUGGCUUCAAAGUCAGGUGUGAGCCUGUCUUCUUUGACAGACAUUACACACUGGUCUAAUGGUAACAGUGCUCAUUAAACUGCAGUGUAGCUGGCUUAACAUCUGCGAACCAUCCUCGGGCAAUUUGCUUGGACUCAUGCACAGUCCUGGGGACCGGCUGCUUCUGGCCUGCCCCCUGAUGGCAGACAGAUCAUAGAAGACCCCCCCUGGGGAAAACUGGAAUGUCUUCUAACACAAGAAACAGGUGACAAUCACUUCAGGCUACUCUGCACUUUGCUGGGUUGCCAAACUUUGGAGACAGCCCAAAAACUAAAUGGGAGGUACUGUGCGUGUUCUGAGAAAUGAUAUGUGGUGCCGUUUGGGAGAUGGUGUUUCUAAGAACUAAAGACUUAAAUAAACUCAUCGCAAUAGGCCAACUCACUGAAACUGGAAAAGAUUUUGUUUUUUCUUCUGCCAUCCUGGCCACUCAAAAGUCAUCUCUAUUAAUGCACUAGCAGUACUUUGAUGGGGUAUUUCUUUAAUGUAUUUUCAAAUAAACUUUUGCGGUGUUUAUGGUAUGAAAGCCAGUAAGCAUGUGGCAGGAAGAACAUGCAAUAUGAAAAUGCGAAAUAAUCUGAGUUCUCAAGUGUUCAAUGUGGAGGGAAGGGUUAAUGUAUGUUGCCUGUACUGUGAUAUCUACUUCAGUGUACUUCUCAUCUGCUAUCUACACAAGUUUAUCUUUGUCGUUCUUAAAAUUACUAUGCAUCAUUCUUUUUUUCCCCUUUUUGCAUGAUAUGGGUCAUGGUUAGGAUGCUGAACUACUUGAGAUCAUUUCAACAAUGAAUCUGGUGAAAGUGGCGUAACUUAAUGCAAGUGCUCAUACUUACUGUACUGGUUAUUACUGUGAUCUCUUCAGGGUAAAAAUUUGUGCUCUGGUCUUUACCUUACACAUUUAUCUGCACUUGGCUGACAUAAUAAGGUAAUAGUAAUUGUCUUAAAUACAUAGAGCAGUCCUAGAAUUUAUUGAAGUAAGUCAAAGCUUGGAAAUAACUGAAAACCCAAACCCUAUUUUUAAAUAUGCUCCACUACAGUAUUGAAUUCAAUAAGAAUCUAAGAAUGUGCUUUUAACAACAUUUUACAAAGGUUAUAUCGUGGCUGUGUAUCAGGCAAACAUAUGGUAUUCAGUAAUUACAUAAAAUUGUAGUCAACAAUGAUGUUACUACAGUAAGAUCACGAGAAAAUUAUCCAUUUACACUUCCAUGUUAUUUAAUUAAGUUAUUUUCCGAACAAAUCUGUCGUUUAACAAAAAACAAAUAUUAUAGGAGAGUCUGUGUCUAUUGUCAGUGCAGUAAAGCCUCUUCUGUCUCUUGUUUACUGUGGAUUUCUGGUAACAGUUUCUCUCUUGGGGCUCAGAUUGUGGGCAAACAUUUUUACUAAGCGUUAAAACUGUCAAAUGCUUGAAGACAGCAUUUGUUACUGUAAAUUAAUUUUUAUAAGUUAACGAAUAAACCUCCUCUCUUUGUA